GAUAUCAAGUCGACCAUGAGCGCGGUGAAGGCUGCACACGACGGCAGGGCGGAGAGCGGCAGAGAGAGCCGCCCCGACGGCGGCGGGGGCUCCCCGAGGCUCCAGCAGUGCGCGCAGCCUCCCAGCAGCAGCAGCCGGACCAGGGACGGCAGAUACCAGCAGCAGCUCCUCCAGCAGAGGCAUCAUGGUGGGUCCAUGCUCAAACAGCCUUCCCACAACGAGCCGGCGGACGUCGUGAGGCGCGCGCUGGACUUUAAGAGCCAAGGCACGCAGUGCUACAAGGAUAAGAAGUACCGGGAGGCGAUCGGUAAGUACCACCGCGCCUUGCUGGAGAUCAAGGGUCUGUGCAGGGUGCUGGGGGACCCGGACACCAGCUCCAAGUCCCCGUCGUCCCUGCUGCCGACCAUCAGCAAGUCCAGCACGCUGACGGAUGAGCAGAAGGGCGCGAUGGAGAACGCGGAGCUGGAGUGUUACAACAGCCUGGCUGCUUGCCUUUUGCAAAUGGAGCUGGUGAACUAUGAGCGCGUCAAGGAAUACUGUCUGAAAGUGCUUCUCAAGGAGGGAAAGAACUUCAAAGCUCUGUACCGAUCCGGGGUGGCAUAUUACCAUCUAGGAGACUUCCAGAAGGCCCUGUACUACCUGAAGGAGUCGCACAAGCAGGAGCCAUCAGACACCAACGUGAUCCGUUACAUCCAGCUGACAGAGAUGAAGAUUCGCCGGAACGCCCAAAGGGAAAAGAAAGAAGCCACAUAAAGCUCUGUCCGUGUGGCAACUCGCCGCCCCCCCACCCUCCCGCCAUAACCCCCCCACCCCCCUCGCUGUGUGCCGCCCGGACCCUCCCUCCGCGCUUCCAGUCGGACGUCUGGGCGUCGACAGAUGUCUGUUUGCUUCGCACAGCAUCUGGUCGCCAGUUUUGUGAUUGAACUUCACUAUCGUGUGCUUGAAGUGAUUUUAUUUGUUGGAAAUCAAAC
Salarias fasciatus (jewelled blenny) is the source of this 971-nucleotide messenger RNA. RefSeq names its product tetratricopeptide repeat domain 9 (gene ttc9). Gene Ontology annotation, molecular function: protein binding; protein folding chaperone. Bases 16 to 753 code for a protein of 245 amino acids. Gene Ontology annotation, cellular component: endomembrane system; mitochondrial envelope; membrane. The record is from RefSeq and is a predicted model, not a curated record. Gene Ontology annotation, biological process: protein folding; negative regulation of apoptotic process. NCBI's taxonomy places the organism in Eukaryota, Metazoa, Chordata, Actinopteri, Blenniiformes, Blenniidae. The transcript has 3 exons.